Molecule: messenger RNA, 426 nt
Organism: Salvia splendens (bonfire salvia)
Lineage: Eukaryota; Viridiplantae; Streptophyta; Magnoliopsida; Lamiales; Lamiaceae
Product: E3 ubiquitin-protein ligase MIB2-like
Exons: 4
Coding region: 1-426 (141 amino acids)
Molecular function (GO): protein binding
Source: RefSeq, a predicted model, not a curated record
AUGGCAGGUUCAGCGAUUUUCGAAGCUGUGGCUAAAGGAGACCUUAAACAACUCAAGGCAAUUAGUAAAAAGGUUGAUGACAAGUUGGAGCUGCGGAAAAUUUGCGAUGAAUACUACGAUUUCUCCACUGGCCGGAAUGUGUUGCAUCACGCGGCUGGAAUCGGACAUUUUGAUAUUUGCAAAUUCUUGAUAGAGGGCGUCCAAGUUUAUAUAAAUUCCUUUACUUUCAAGAAUAAUAUCGAGCUUGUGCAAUUGUUGCUGAUGCAAGGUGGUUUGGUAGAUCGAGAUUCUGUAGAUGGAACACCUUUACAGAUUGCUGUUUCUCGUGGAAAUGUUGAGGCUGUCAAGUGUCUCCUAUCUCAUGGCGCAAACCCGUCUUAUUAUGAUGCAAUUGCGGACACCCCUCUUUUAUGUGCACUCAUUUGA